Naegleria lovaniensis is the source of this 2514-nucleotide messenger RNA. RefSeq lists its product as uncharacterized. Gene Ontology annotation, molecular function: GTP binding; GTPase activity; translation elongation factor activity. Lineage: Eukaryota; Heterolobosea; Eutetramitea; Acrasida; Naegleriidae. The transcript has a single exon. The record is from RefSeq and is a predicted model, not a curated record. The coding region runs from base 1 to 2514 and encodes 837 amino acids. Gene Ontology annotation, cellular component: cytosol; ribonucleoprotein complex. Gene Ontology annotation, biological process: translational elongation.
AUGGUGAAAUUCAGUAUUGAUGAAAUCCGUAACAUCAUGGACAAGCAACCACAGAUUCGUAACAUGUCUGUGAUUGCUCACGUCGACCACGGUAAAUCCACUUUGACCGAUUCUCUCGUCGCUGAAGCUGGUAUUAUUGCUGCUGCCAGUGCUGGUCAACAACGUUUCAUGGACACUCGUGAGGACGAACAAGAAAGAUGUAUUACCAUCAAGUCUACUUCUAUCUCCCUCUACUAUAAGAAGCAACUUGAGUCUGGUGAUAGUACUGAAUAUUUGAUUAACUUGAUCGAUUGUCCAGGUCACGUUGACUUUUCAUCUGAAGUCACUGCUGCUUUGCGUGUUACUGACGGUGCUUUGGUCGUUGUCGACUCUGUUGAAGGUGUCUGUGUGCAAACUGAAACUGUGUUGAGACAAGCUUUGCAAGAACGUAUUAGACCAGUUUUGAUGAUGAACAAGUUGGACAGAGCCAUGCUCGAACUCCAAUUACAACCUGAGGAUGCUUAUGCUAACUUUAAUAAGGCUAUUGAGUCUGUGAACGUUGUCAUUUCUACUUAUAACGAUGGUGGUUUUGGUGAUCCACAAGUUUAUCCAGAAAAGGGAACCGUUGCUUUCGGUUCUGGUUUGCACUGUUGGGGUUUCACUUUGAAGAAGUUUGCCAAGAUGUACUCGAAGAAGUUUGGUGUUGCUGAGGAAAAGUUGAUGAAGAAAUUCUGGGGUGAUAACUUUUAUGAUGUUGCUGGUAAGAAGUGGGUCAAGGAUUCCCAAGGUGGUAAAUUGCAAAGAGGUUUCUGCCAAUUCGUUUUGGAUCCAAUCUACAAGGUCUUCCACGCCUGUAUGAAUGAUGAUAAGCCAGCUUUGGAAAAGGUCUUGCCAGCUUUGGGUAUUACCUUGUCUAGUGAUGAUAAACAACAAAAGGAUAAGAAGUUGAUGAAGAUUGUCAUGCAAAAGUGGUUGCCAGCUGCUGAUGCCUUGUUAGAAAUGAUUGUCACUCACUUGCCAUCACCAAAGGUUGCUCAAGCUUACAGAUAUGAACACUUGUACAAUGGUCCAUUGGAUGACAAGUAUUGCCAAUCUGUCAAGAAUUGCGAUCCUAACGGUCCAUUGAUGAUGUACGUUUCCAAGAUGGUCCCAUCCUCUGAUAAGGGUAGAUUCUUUGCUUUUGGACGUGUCUUUUCUGGUAAGAUUAGAACUGGUCAAAAGGCUAGACUUAUGGGUCCAAACUUUGAACAUGGAAAGAGCACAGACUUGUUCGAAGACAAGACCAUUCAAAGAACUGUCGUCAUGAUGGGUCGUUAUACUGAAUCUGUGGAUGACAUUCCUUGCGGUAACGUUGCUGGUUUGGUCGGUGUCGAUCAAUUCCUCGUCAAGACUGGUACCAUUACUGAUGCUGACUGUGGAGAUGCUUGUCCAUUCAAGGAUAUGAAGUACUCUGUCUCACCAGUCGUCAGAGUUGCCGUCGAACCAAAGAACCAAUCUGAUUUGCCAAAGGUCAUUGAAGGUAUGAAGAGAUUGGCCAAGUCUGACCCACUUGUCCAAUGUACCAUCAAUGAAGAAUCAGGUGAAAAGAUUAUUGCAGGUGCUGGUGAAUUGCACUUGGAAAUUUGCUUGAAGGAUUUGAGAGAUGACUAUUGUGGUGGUAUUGAAUUGAAGAUUUCCGACCCAGUCGUUGCUUUCAGAGAAACUGUCACUGAAAAAGGAGCCUUUGAUACCUUGACCAAGUCUCCAAACAAGCACAAUCGUUUGUACAUGCAUGCUGAACCAUUGCCAGAAGAAUUGCAAGAAGAUAUUGAACAAGGAAAGAUUUCUCCACAAGACGACGUCAAGAAGAGAUCCAAGAUUUUGCAAGAUACCUAUGGAUGGGAUCAAGAUCAAGCCAGAAAGAUUUGGUCUUUUGGUCCAGAUCAAAAUGGUCCUAACUUGAUGGUCGAUUGUACUAAGGCUGUCCAAUACUUGAACGAAAUUAAGGACUCGGUCAACUCGGGAUUCCAAAUUGCUGCCAAGGAAGGUGCUUUGUGUUCUGAGCCAUGCAGAGGUAUCAAGUACAACUUGACCGACGUUACCCUCCACACUGACGCUAUCCACAGAGGUGCUGGUCAAAUUCUCCACACUGCUCGUAGAGGUUGCCAAGCUGCUCAAUGCAAUGCUGCACCAAAGAUUUUGGAACCUAUUUUCUUGGUUGAAAUUCAAUGCCCAGACUCCGUCUUGGGUUCUGUUUACUCGGUCAUGAACAAGAGAAGAGGUACCAUUGAUCAAGCCAUCCAAAGACCAGGUACUCCAUUGUACAAUGUCAAGGCCUUCUUACCUGUCCUUGAAUCAUUCAACUUUACCACCUUGUUGAGAUCUGAAACUGGUGGUAAGGCCUUCCCACAAUGUGUGUUCCACCAUUGGCAAGUCGUUGGUGGUGACCCAUGGGACAAGACUUCCAAGAUUAGAGAGUUGGUAGUGGAAACUCGUAAGCGUAAAGGCUUGAAGGAUGAGGUUCCAAACUUAGAAGAAUUUGCAGACAAGUUGUAA